UGCUCUACGCUUGUCAGAGGGCGGUGGAGAGUUGUCCGCGUCUUCUUUUCUUCCUCUCUCCUUUGCUUUGUUUUUGUUAAUGUUGUCUGCUGCUGGAAAAGCAAAUGCAAUGGCGUGUGCUUGAAACUGAUAAAAACACUGUAGAUUCGGUUUUAUAAUGUUGGGAAAAUACACCUGAAGCGGUCAGUUAACUGUGCAUCAAGUGCAACUGUAAUCGCCUCAAACGCAAUGUACGUUGAGACUUACUAAUGUCCGUGUCUUACCUUAGCCAGCGCGGAAAGACCACUUUGCAUUGCAAUGGCAAGGGCUAUGCCUGGACCUGAAAACACCAGAGGAAGAGGUGACGAUCCCGAUACCCUCGGGGCCAAAGCAUGGGGCCUCGACAGUGGAGAAGGAGGAAGCUCUUACGUCCCCAUCGAACCCGACGGCAGAGCCUAUUACGAUGAAGUGGGCAGCCUCAAGUUCUAUCCGCCUCUGUACCGCCAGAGAUAUGAGACUGUCAAAGGGAUUUUAAAUGACAAGAGAUGGUCUCCUCCCUUCUCAUCGGUGGUUGAGUUUGGCUGUGCAGAGCUUGCCAUGUUUCCUUAUUUCAAACAACUUGCCAAUGUCACAAAAAUCAUCAUGGUUGACAUUGAUGCUGAUCUUUUAGAAUACAAUGCUUGCCGAGCUUCACCCUUGACAUUUGAUUACCUGUGUCCACGGGCGACUCCGCUGCAUGUUGAAGUCCUUUGUGGAAGUGUUGCAGAUUGUGAUGCUCGAUUGCAAGGAGCAAAUGCUGUUGUUUGCAUUGAAUUAAUUGAGCAUUUGGAGAUGGAUAUUGUUGAAAAGUUAGGAGAAACCAUUUUUGGAUUUAUUGAACCGGAAAUUGCAAUAUUCACAACUCCAAACUCAGAUUUUAAUGUAUUAUUAAAUGGUUUAGAUGGAAAGUUCAGACAUUAUGACCACAAAUUUGAAUGGUCAAGGAAAGAGUUUCAAGACUGGACAAACAAAAUCACAUCAUGUUAUCCUCAGUAUCAAGUUGAAAUUAGUGGUGUGGGUGUUCCCCCCCAGGGACAAGAAAGUGUUGGUCACUGUUCCCAGUUGGCACUGUUCAUCAGAAGCAGAGAUUAUUCUCCUAGGGUGAUUAAGGAUUCUGCAGAAGUAUACAAUGUUUGUAGGAUAUAUGAUCACCCUAUGAAACAACCAGAUCAUAGAAGUGAAGAAGAAAAACUUCAAGAUGAAAUACGUUAUCAGUUAAAUAGAUUGGGGUACUUUGACCAAUAUCGAGAGGAGGCCGAAAGCGACUUUGCUUAUGUUCCCUUGGAAGACCUCGUGAGGGAGGUUCGGUCUUCCAUACCUGAAGCUGACACAGAAUCCAUCAGAUGCCAGCUUCCCCCUGAUGACAUCAUAGAAAAGGAUGGUAUUUUCUUUGUUUCUUUUAAUUGUUAUGCACCUUGUGACUCUAGCGAUGAAGAUAAUGACAAUGCUGAGGAUGCUGCUGCUGAAACUGACCGCAAUGUGUUGAGUCCUGAGGCUGAUUCUCAGAGUGCUGCGAGUGAUGAAAGGUGGGAUGUUGAUGACACGCCUCCAAUGUUCCCUGGACCUAGAUAUCUGGCAGACUAUCAUAUGGCCAUGGCAUCAUUUGACAAUGCUGCAAAUUUGAUGCGGGAAAGACAAUCUGAUACGGACAUGUUUCAAGAAGAUUGGACAGAUGUAGAUGUGGAUGACGGUCAUGAUGAAUAUGAUUCCGAGGAAAGUGAGGUUGCUUAUCAGCUUGACUGUGAAUGGCAAUGGAACUCGUUGGAACAUUCUAAACGGUUGUGCACCUCCUGUAAUUCAAGAAGUCAUGUAAGAGCAGGUGAUGCUGAAGCAGGUGUUUCUCAAAGUACCCAACUGAAUGAAGAUAGCGUGUGUUCUACAUCAAGCCCACUAAGUUCCCCUAAUCAAGAAAAUCCAAAUCUCUCAUCCAAACGAGAACCAAUCACAGAUUCUGGUGUUGAUUUAUCACCCCUUCUAAACCCAAACUGUUCUCAAGAUGAGAUUGGAGAUGUAUUUCCAGUUAGUUACAAGUUAGACUUGGGGACCAGCUUACCAAUGAAACCAAAAGAAUUACCAAAGUCCACCUCUGUAGAAGUGUUACAUUUAGAUGGAUCUUGUAGUCUUAAGCGACGUGCAGGCCUGGAAUAUGUUGAAUUUACUCCUUCCACAAGUGUUGCCCUUUGCUACACUGGGCAAACUUAUUGCCACUCUGAUAAAAUUCCUGAAAGUAGUAACAUGUCUUUGAGUUCUGAACGGAAGUCGCUUGAUGGUUCUCUGGUGAGAGAUGGUGUGGACAGUUGUAGUUUAGACUUUGCUGGCGAUAGUGGGUACCCCAACUCCUCAUCCCUGCAUCAUGAUGUUGAUGUGGACAUGACUCCAGAGCAAGUUGAUGACAUUUCAACCGAAAAUGAUGAACGGUCCAAUCAGUCCCUCUCAGAGGAUGAAUUCAGCGAUUCUUCAGACCGCAGACCCGCCUUACCUCGGAGGAUGAUUCAUCCAAGGCACCCAGUCGUCCCAAUAGUGUUUGAAAAUGUUGAAAAUGGCGAUCUUGCCAAUAAUAAUCGGGAUGGUGAGGGGAAUAAUGCUGUGGCUCCGUUGGGUGACGAAAGAGAAUUUGUUGCCAUAGUGCAUGAAGGCAACAUGCAACCAUUGCUUGCAGCUCCUGUUGUGGAUGAUGCUGUCGUACCAAAUGGACCAGAACCAUUCCCCGAUUGGUUUGUGGACUUGUUGAGAAUUGAAGAUGGUGAUCAAGUGCGAGUCCCUAAGGAAGCUGAAGAGGUUGUUGAGCAUGACGAAGGUUUGGGCGACGACUCAAUCUAAUUAAGUAUUGUUCGUUCAAUUAAUUUUUUUUCCUUUGUGAAAACAGUUUUUCUUCAAACUAAAUGAUUGCACAGUUCCUCAGAAUAUCAUGUCAGUAAUUCAACUUGAACUGCAAAUAUUGGUUGUUUUGUUCAAUUCAAUUGCUUCAAAUUUUUACAGAAGUUUUCUCUGUGCCAUAGUUCUGAGCACAAACUUGUUUUCAUUGGUCGCAUUGUUUUUCUUUUUGUAUAUCAUUAGCAGGAAAUUUUGUUGCUCUCAACAAAUCUGCUAUUAAUUUUACCAUAUCAGGAAAAGAGCAUCAAUUAGUUUUGCCCAGGUCUAGUUGCUACAUACGAGGAAAGUCAAUAGUGGAUCACUUGAUUGAUUUGUAGAUAGUGAUCAUUUACCCUUGUAUAGAGAGGAGUAUGAAUGGAAACCAACAAUUAAAAAUGUGAAAGAAAUUCCUCAUGCCAUGACCCUUUACUUAGAGUUUUAAUUGUGACUAGAUCACUCCCAGUUUUUGAGUUUUGUAUAAUCUCCCCACCCUCUUUUUAGUGGUAUUAAAGACUGUUACUCAUUAAGGUAGUAUUCAUCUGUUUCCCUUCAAAAGUGAUCUCUUUUGUUUAUUUUAGUUGAGUUUUAUGUCAUGUGUGUAUGUUGUUUGUAGAGUUGUUGGUGUGAUGUCACUAGACUUACGCUCGUUAAUUUCAAGGGCAAUUUUGUAGCCUACUGAACAAGGCGGUACAAGCCCUUCCAUAAUAAUUGCAUACAGAUUACUUGAGAUAGGUUGUUAUGAAAAUACUUCAAUGGCUCAUUAUCUGAUAAGCCAAAUUUAGUUCCUGAAAAAUGAUCCUAAUAUAACCUGUAAAGGGGUUUGUAUUGAAUGUUCUCAUUUUUAAUUAAAUGUUACACAAUUGUUGGAAGCAUAAAAUCUGUUUAUAACUUUUCAAACAGAAGAACAAACUUUGUCUUAGUUUUGUGUGUGCUCUAGUCUUCAGACUUUUGCUAGAGUAAUUGUAACUGUGACUUAUGAUUUGCUCACUUAAGUAUUUUCGUCGUGUUCACAAAGUUUUCUUUUGUUAUCUUGAGGGAAGUCCAAGUUUAAGUUGAUCUUUGGUUGAAUUGUGAUAUUUAUUGCAUUUGUACCUAUCCUUCCUUCAUUUGAUUUGUAUUGAUCUGCCUGACAGGUAGAUAUCAGAAGUGAUUAGCUCCACUCUCUGUGAUAAUUUUGUUUCUGGGUUGUAGCCUAUGCAUGCUUGAUGUUUGACAAGCUAAAUUGUUGUACCUGUUUAUUUUCUGUGAACACAUUUUACUUAAAACAUGUGCAUUGUUUUUGAAAUUAAUGUGUUCACACAUUUACUUUGUCAAAGUCAAAGGAAGGUAAGAGAGUGAGGUGCAUUUCCAGUGAAAAUAGUUAUUCUUUAAGUCUUUUCCUGAGCAUACAUUUAUCAGUUUUUGUAAGAUUAUGUGCCACAUAUUGCAUGUUGAAAAGUUAUCUUGUUAUUACAUUUGUACAAAUGAAACCAACUCUUAGUUAUGUAUUCUCAUUUCUUAUCCCCUCAUAGGGCAUAAAAGCAACUUGUUCUGCAUCUUUUACUGAGAAAUGCUGUUGGGAUGAGACCUUUUUAAUAUCCCAGAUGCUGAAUGCAAUAACAUGAAAAGUGUGUGUGUUUGUUAGAACCACAUUCUAUGUUCAUUAUGAUCGUUUACUUAAUUUAUCUGCGAUGGAAAGUGUACCAGGUCAGAGUAUAUCACAAUAAAAGAGAUUCUAAGAA
Messenger RNA from Thrips palmi, 4592 nucleotides. RefSeq lists its product as uncharacterized. The coding region runs from base 298 to 2838 and encodes 846 amino acids. Lineage: Eukaryota; Metazoa; Arthropoda; Insecta; Thysanoptera; Thripidae. Gene Ontology annotation, biological process: siRNA processing; piRNA processing; RNA methylation. The record is from RefSeq and is a predicted model, not a curated record. The transcript is spliced from 6 exons. Gene Ontology annotation, molecular function: RNA methyltransferase activity; O-methyltransferase activity. Gene Ontology annotation, cellular component: nucleus; cytoplasm.